Messenger RNA from Marasmius oreades (fairy-ring Marasmius), 985 nucleotides. RefSeq lists its product as uncharacterized. The record is from RefSeq and is a predicted model, not a curated record. Lineage: Eukaryota; Fungi; Basidiomycota; Agaricomycetes; Agaricales; Marasmiaceae. The coding region runs from base 190 to 831 and encodes 213 amino acids. The transcript has 4 exons.
GACAGAAGCACCUUGCAGGGUUUGACAGGAUCGCUUGAAACGACUCCCGUAUAAAUAGCUCGCAUUCUACCUCCAAAAUUUCCUAUCUCUUCCUGAGAUUCCUAGUCUUUCAUCUUCUCUUCGUCCUCACCGAACGACCUCACUCCCACUCUAUACCAAACGACCCUCUUUUCAUAACUAAAUCUGAAAAUGCGUUCCUUCACUUUCUUCGCCACCCUCGCCGCUGCAGCUCUCUCUUUGGCUGCUCCCCUCACCAACGGCUACCCUGAUGACUCUGCCGUUGCUGUUCGAGGCGGAGACCGUACUGUCCCUGAUGUCCUUGUUGACUUGGUUGCCAAGGUCAAGGUUGAUCUUGAUCCCUUCCAUUAUAUCACGAAGGACAACUGCACCUACGAUAACGUUGCCCCUGUCGUUGUCAAGGUCAAGGUCGAUAUCCAACUCGCCAUUGACGAGUGCACUUCGAUCAUCCACAACCACGGUGUCUACGGACAAGAUGGCAACAUUCCUACCGGUGUUCUUGCCGUCAUCCUUUCGGUCGGAGCAAAGGUUUGGGUCUCGAUCGACAUCGCUGGGAUCCUUGCGAAGCUCCUCCUAGUCAUCUGCGGCGCGCUUCAUCUCGUGAUUAAAGUUGUCGCUGAAGUCGACAAGAAAGUCAUCUUCGGGCUCCUCGUCGAAGUCCUUGUCCUGGUCUGUGCAUUGCUCAAGAUUGUCCUCGGUCUCCUCGCUGGCAUCCUGGCCUGCCUCCUUCCUUUGAUCAUCGAUAUCAAGGUUGUUGUCGACCUCCUCGGCUGCCAUGAUAUCUUCGCUGCUAUUGGUAUCUACCUCCUCUAAAGUGUUGAAUGAUUGUCGUUCGCCAUACUAUGGAGACGAAGAAUUAAGAGAUGAAUGAUGGACUUGGUUUCUUUUCCCAAUACCCAUUACGUUGAACUUUAUGUCUCUUAUUCUACGGUCGUUUUUUGUGUAUGCGGUGACCAGCUAUACGAAC